AGAGUCAGAGCUCGCGGGUUUGUUUUGAGCACUGACAGGGAAAAGAAAAAAAGAAAAAAAAAAUGAGUGAGCGGGACACAGAGAUUUUCUGAGUUAAUUUGUGAAUUAGUAGUGCACAAACCAGUGUGUAGAUUGUGUCUUAUGAUUGUUCCCACAACAACCGGUGAGACGAGUGACAAGCUGCAUAUUGAGAAACGGGAAGAAUUUCUGCACGAAGUUCAGCGACUGUUUAUUUUUGUGUUACUGCUAAUAUUAACGCUUAGCUAAAUUUAAGUAUAGGCUGGAGUCCGUUCAUUACAAGUGAAUGACAUUUUCUAGCUAAAGUUUGACUACCUCAGUUGAACUGUUCGAGGGGUUUAUCUGCUGUUUUCGACCUGAAGACAGGGAAGAGACUCAGACUGGGCUUGGAUUUACCAGGAUUUCUCUCGUGGGUUUACCGAAACUGUGAGGAGAAAAGAGAAAUCAAUGGAGUUCGUGCUGAAAUGCUGAUCGGACGCGGAGCCUGCUCAUGUGAUUGUUGGAGAAAGACUGGACAGAAACGUUAUCUUAAGGUAUUUUUCCUUUUGUUUGCUCGUUGACGAGUGAAACGGCCAUUAUUUUUGGGCCACAACGAACACAAGCAUCGCAUCAGGCCUGCUACGUGUAUCUGCUGUCACGAAUGCCUCAGUCUGUCGUCUAAACGUCUGGACAUGAACCUCUUUCAGGAGUCCCGCUGCUCCAUUUUAGGAGUUCUCCUGGUUUUCCUUCUCCAAGGGUCAUGUGCUGAUCCAGAUGUUGAGGUGCACAAAGCUGUUGGAGACUCACUGGAAUUAAUCGCUGAUUAUCCAAAAGAUGGUCUUGAAGUGCUGUGGAAAUAUAAUGAUACUACAUUUGCUGAGUAUCGAAAUGAUGAUCUCCAAAAAGUGAAAUCUGAAUUAUUAAACAGGUCAAAGAUGAACAAGAACAAUAUUAGUGUAACAGUAACAGACCUUACACUCCAGGAUUCUGGAAGAUUCUCUAUUGUUGCAGAAAGUAAAUCUGAACAAUAUAAAUCAAAACACUUUGUACUACAUGUUCAUGAUCUCAUCAGAGAGGUAAAGAUUGAGGACAGUUAUGUCUGGCUGCAAUCAGAAAACAUCUGCAUGUUUCAUCUUCGGUGUGUGGCGUCUGGUGAUCAGAAUCUCUCCUACAGCUGGAUCAGUCCUCAGACUCAAGGACCACAGCUGAAUAUCAACCUCAGUUUAGCAGAGAGCGCUACACUCAACUGCACAGCCAACAACACCGUCAGCGUUAAGUACACUACCAAGACUGUAGUGUGCACAGACAAAUCUGAGGGUCAGCAGUUCUGUGUUAAAAGUUAAAUGCUUAAAUUCUCGAAGGAUUAUACAGUUUACAAAAAGAUUACUAUGAAAUAAAGACAAACUUAGAAACGGGCCACUCAUUUUUGGAGGCUCAUUUAAAUGACGAUAUAUGUAUAUUUGUUGAUUUGCUCUUAAAUGAUCUUGUUAGAUUAUAAUUCAUCAUGAUAUGUUCAUGAGCAGUUUUAGGAUAUGUACAUAUAAACAACAUUAACACAAUUAAAUCUCUUCAAGCCACCAA
Cyprinus carpio (common carp) is the source of this 1578-nucleotide messenger RNA. RefSeq lists its product as uncharacterized. NCBI's taxonomy places the organism in Eukaryota, Metazoa, Chordata, Actinopteri, Cypriniformes, Cyprinidae. The transcript is spliced from 4 exons. The coding region runs from base 690 to 1340 and encodes 216 amino acids. The record is from RefSeq and is a predicted model, not a curated record.